Dreissena polymorpha is the source of this 3375-nucleotide messenger RNA. RefSeq lists its product as uncharacterized. Gene Ontology annotation, biological process: positive regulation of DNA-templated transcription. Gene Ontology annotation, molecular function: ubiquitin-protein transferase activity; zinc ion binding; protein binding. NCBI's taxonomy places the organism in Eukaryota, Metazoa, Mollusca, Bivalvia, Myida, Dreissenidae. Gene Ontology annotation, cellular component: chromatin; nucleoplasm. The transcript has 3 exons. Bases 158 to 1813 code for a protein of 551 amino acids. The record is from RefSeq and is a predicted model, not a curated record.
AUUUAUUUGACUCUUUUUAGCUGAACAUUACGUUUUUAUAGACAUUGGACGAAAUCUAGAUUGGUGUGUUUAGUUUAGUAAUCAAUGAGCCUUAGUAUACCUUAUUAUUUGAGUUAAAUCAAAGAUCUUGAGAUAAAAAGCUUCAGUGGUAUACAAAAUGGAGACCUUUUCGCAAUCCACCAUUGAAAAAGGAUCUGACAUGAUCCAAGACUUCUUGUGUUCGACCUGCGAAGAGGAGAAACUGGAAGAAUCGGCUGAUUAUUAUUGCGAAUCUUGCUUGAAGUUUUACUGCGGAAAAUGUAUUCACUUGCACGGCCAGUUGUUUAAGAAACAUUCUCCUCAUGGAAGAAGUGAUAUGAAGAAAUGGCCAGUUGCCAAGAAGGUGGAAGAUUUCCUUUUUAAAUGUGAUGUUCAUAAGGAAGAAAAUUUGGCAAUGUUUUGCAAAGACCAUAGCCAGCUGUGCUGCAAUAAUUGUGCUUUCCUGAACCACAGGCAAUGUAAAACGGUGAUGCUUUUAUCAGACUUGGUAAAAAAUACCUCCACAGACCUCAAACAAGUAUCAGUUACUAUCCAAACUACUCUGGCAGAACUGAAGAAGCUUCAAGACAAACAGGAGGCUAGCAUUAACUCUGUGCAAAGUUCAUAUGAUGAGCAGUUACACAAGAUACAGGAAACUCGGCAAAAAAUACUAGCAGCUUUCGACAUGCUUGAAAAAAAGACACUGCAGGAAAUGAAAGAUACACUGACCAAACUGCAAGCCCCUCUUAAAAGUGAUGUCGACAAAUGUUCCACUCUUCGAGAUAAAUUGAAACAACUUGGAGACGCUAUCCAGGACAUAAGUGAGAAAAGCAAACUAGAACUAUCUUUUAUAGCCAGCAUUAAAUGCAAGGACAAAAUACAGCAGUUUGAAAACUAUCAAAAGACGAACUUUGUUCAAGUAAAAUCUUCAAUAACUUUCCAUCCUAAUAGUGAAAUAAUGCAGUACCUUUCCCAGUUGUCAGGUCUUGGGAAGAUUGAACAUGCAGACCAAGUAAUGGAGAUUGAUGGAAAGUCUGAGUAUGAUGUACGCGUACAGGGUGAUUCAACUCGCAUUAUCAGAGACGUAUGUGUUCUCCCUAGUGGACAAGUCCUUGUUGUAGACUUUGAUAAUAAGAAAGUCAAGCUGUUGAACAAGCAGUACCAGCUGGUGAGUCACUGUAGUGUAUCUGAUGUGCCAUGGUGCAUAUGUCAGAUCACACCAAGUGAGGUUGGUGUUACUGUCGGUUCCGAGGUCCAGUUUAUCAAAGUCAACAACAACCAGCUGGUGAAUGACAGAAAGCUCAAGUUUCAACAUUUCUGUUACAGUAUUGCCUUCCACCAGGGAGAACUGUUUUUAACUUCUAAUACUGUGCUGUUCAUGUACUCCCUGGAUGGUAAACUAAUCAGUAAACUUCACGAGGAUAACUCAAAUAAAUGGACAGUAGCGCACUGUGCAUUGAGCCCGACAGGUGACAACUUGUAUGUCACAAACUCCCCUGAGCACAAGCUCCUCACCCUGGCCAGGGAUGGAUCAGUCCUUGCCACCUUCAUGGACCCUGAAUUGAAAUGGCCAAUAGGUGUACAUGUGACACCUGCAGGCCAGGUGCUGGUAUGUGGAUAUACCUCCAGCACUAUCCUACAGGUGGACAUUAAGGGUAGUCGGAAGCUGGCCACUCUGGCUACACAGAGGGAUGGGCUUCAGAACCCAUACUCAGUCUGCUACAACAGCCACACUGACUCCGUUAUUGUGGGACAGUCUGUUAACGACAAGAUCCUGGUGUACAAAAUGAAAUAGCUUGUCAUUCUUGUAUCUUAUUUGUGUAAUCAUGAGUUAUAAACAUUAAAAUAAAUAUAGCUGUUAGUCAGUAAGUGCUAUGUAACAAAUAUAUUAUAUGUUUAUUGUGAAGUAAUUAGUGAUAUAAAUGACCAUAGCCGUUUGUGUAAUAGUUUUAUGUUACAAUUAAUCAAUUAUUUUGAAAUGUGGAUACUUAUAUUUUCUAAAAAUCAUGUAAUCACUCUUGAUUUUUUUGAAUGUGAUUUAUUAGAUGUGUAUCAAUGAGUUGAUUGAUUUAUUUGCUCUUUCAAGUGGCUUCAGUAGAAUUUUGUCAAUGGAAGACUAAUUGAUGGAUAAUAAUAGCCUUUAUGUUGUCAUUAACAGAUAGUUUUCACAUUAAAACUAAUUUUAAAUACAUUGUUGUUUUUGAAGAGUUUGUAUGAUUGUUUUUGAUCACUUGGCAUUUGCUUUGCUUCUCAUAAUUGUGUACCUAGUGUCUAGAUGAUAUAUAGAGUAAGAGAAUAACAGGUAACUGACUGUUCAUAUUGUUAUUUAUUUUAUGCUUUCCGGUGGUUUAUAGAGAAAUAUCAGUGAAAUAAAAUUGGUAUUCCACAGUUUUAAACAGUGAAAAAUAUCGGUUUACUGUGAAAUGACGUCAUUUUUUGGACGAAAUGAUGUCAUUAAUCCAGCGAAAUUAUGCAGUUAAACUUAUUUACAAUGAAAAUAAACGUUGAAAAAAGCAUCAAAUAAAAAGAAAAUUUGUUGGAUUUAAUGGAAUAUUGACUUUAUUUCACUCGGGAUCAUAGAAAAUAUAUUUUUUCACUUGUGGCUUCGCCACUCAUAAAAAAAUUUGUUUUCUCUGAUCACACAUGAAAUAAAAUUGAUAUUCCACCGAAUCCAACAAAUAUCCUCUAUAUAUCAGGCGAAGCUGAUAAUAAAAUAGCAGCAAGGCUAAGACAGUAUAUUUUUUUUUCUGUUUAUCAUACCUUUACGUCUCCAUUUUAAAAGAAACAAGAAAAUAUUAUUGCUACGAUGCUGCAUUUUUAAGUGGGAUGAGUACGAUUUGUGACGUUGACUUGUUAAUAAUGACUUCACGAGCAUUUGCGUUAAAUACUUGUAACAUAUGUGCUUUGCUGUGUUAGUUAAUUUAUGUGUCUAAAUAUAUUAUAUGUUGGUGUCACAUUGUUUGUUUUGAUGAAUCUAAUUUUAUUAUGCCUCUCUUCGAAGAAGAAGGGGUAUAUUGUUUUGCUGGCUGUCUGUUCGUAGACCAGUCUGAAUGUCGGUAGACCAGUUCGUUUCCGAUCAAUAACUCGUCAGAAAUGACCGAUUGUCUUGAUACUUCACAUGUGCAUUGGCCUUGGACUAGGGCUGUCACGAUAUGCCGUGAGCGUACCGCGGUAUAUCGUGGUACGGCAACACUGUAUCGCGGUACGUACCGCGAUAUUUUACAGAAUAUGUAUCUGUGAAGAAAACAGCAGAAUAACAAGUUUAACAAACUUUAUUAAACUUAAUAAUCAGAAAACACUGGUAUCAUAGUAUGACUAGAAACUGUAAAAUAAACUGUAAUAAACUUGAUAGAAGUA